GCGACAGUGGGCGGUGGCAGCCCGCUUGCGGAAGGAGCCACCACCCGCCGGAUCGCGCAGCUAAGAGUGGACCCCCCGUGGGGAACGGGCGCCCCCUUGUGAUCAGUGGGGACGGCACGUCCUGUGGAAGGAAGCCAGGAGGCGGUCGGUCCCUGAGGCCCAGCCAUGCCCAGGGAAGGAAGGGUGGACAUGAGCGACCAGCUGAGCCCAGUCCCAGGCCGCUAGGAGCGGACUCCUCAGUAGUCCCUCCACGCUCCUCGCGACUCCCGAAUCUAAAGGAUGGAGCGAAGCCCCUCCAAGACCAGUGAGUCGGAGGAAGACUCUGGCGAAGACGAAGAGUCGGAGGAGGAGGAGGAGGAGGAAAGUGAUAAGGAGGAUGUUACCAUCUCUCCGGACCCCACACAGCAGGCGCGCUCCAGGGCCAACAGGGAGCUCGCCUUAUCCAUUGUGGCCACGAAAAUCCCCAAAACAGCCCGAGCCCCAGGUGCCUUAGAGGAAGGACAGGUUAGGAGAAGGAAGAGAAGGCGGAGACGCAGAGCCCUGGCCAUCAACCUGACCAACUGCAGAUAUGAGAGCGUGCGUCGCGCGGCCCAGAUGUGUGGCCUGCGGGAGGCGGGGGAGGACGAGGAGUGGAACGUGUACUGGACGGACUGCUCCGUGUCCCUGGAACGCGUGAUGGACAUGAAGCGGUUUCAGAAAAUCAACCACUUUCCCGGCAUGACGGAAAUCUGCCGCAAGGACCUGCUGGCCCGGAACCUGAAGCGCAUGCAGAAGAUCUACCCGCGGGAGUACAACAUCUUCCCGCGCACCUGGUGCCUCCCCGCCGACUACGGGGACUUCCACGCCUGCGGCCGUCAGCGGAAGACCCGGACGUUCAUCUGCAAGCCCGACAGCGGCUGUCAGGGCCGCGGCAUCUUCAUCACCCGGAACCCCCGGGAGAUCAAGAUCGGGGAGCAUAUGAUCUGCCAGCAGUACAUCUCCAAGCCCUUCCUCAUCGACGGGUUCAAGUUCGACAUGCGCAUCUACGUCCUGCUCACGUCCUGCGACCCCCUGCGCAUCUUCAUGUACGAGGAGGGCCUGGCCCGCUUCGCCACCAUGCCCUACAUGGAGCCCAACCACAGCAACCUGGAUGACGUCUGCAUGCACCUGACCAACUACGCCAUCAACAAGCACAAUGAGAACUUUGUCCAGGACGAUGCCGUGGGCAGUAAGAGGAAGCUGUCGACGCUCAACGCCUGGUUGCGAGAACACAGCUACGACCCCCGAGAGAUGUGGGGGGACAUCGAGGACAUCAUCAUCAAGACCAUCAUCUCGGCCCACUCCAUCCUCCGCCACAACUACCGCACCUGCUUCCCCCAGCAUCUCAAUGGAGGGACUUGUGCCUGUUUUGAGAUCCUUGGUUUUGACAUCUUACUGGACCACAAGCUGAAGCCCUGGCUGCUGGAGGUGAACCACUCUCCAAGCUUCACCACGGACUCGCGUCUCGACCGAGAAGUGAAGGACGCCCUCCUCUUAGAUGCCAUGAUCCUUGCCAACCUCCGGGGCUGUGACAAGAGGAAGGUGAUGGAGGAAGAGAAGCGGCGGGUCAAAGUGCGGCUGUUCCAGUGCCACCAAGAGAUACGGCGGGAGGCCAGGCGGGAGCAAACGGAGCUGUCCCAGGCAGCACUGCAAGACCAGGAGUGCUACGAGGACUCCCACCUGGGGGGGUACCGGCGGAUCUACCCGGGGCCCGACACAGAGAAGUAUGCCCCCUUCUUUAAGCACAGCGGCUCCCUCUUCCAGGAGACGGCCGCCUCCAAGGCCAGAGAGGAGUGCUCCAGGCAGCAACGGGAAGAGAUCCGCCUCAAGCAGAAGCAGCGGGAGGUCUUAGAGUCGAAGAAGCGAAGGGAAAACAAGGAGCUGAGCCAGGGGGAGUCGGCCGGGGAGAAGAGGCAGCCCAGGCCCAGGAUCCAGGGCCUCUCCACCCACUUGGCUUACAGGAACCGGAAACGGGAUCGAAAGCUGCUCCCAGGAGACCCGGACACCAUGCGGCCUCAAGCCAUUGUGGAGGAGGAGGAGCUGGAGCGGCUGAACGCCCUGCUGCGGAGGGAGAACCUCAUCCGGAGCCUGGGCAUUGUGGAGCAGAUCAGCACCAUCGUGCAGGCCAGCCAGCAGAGCCAGAAAAAGCUGCCCAACUACCGGCCUAGAUCGCACCAGGACGGGCUGAGCAGCCAAGAGCUGCCGUCUCUGAGCCUGUUCCCGCUGGUCCUCCUGAGAGGGGCCUACAAGGAGGAGGAUCCUCCUCGCUUCCUGCACGUCGUCCAGCCCGAGCUGAUCCCCAGGAUCCUAGGGCCACUGCCAGGCCACCCUGCCCUCCUGCCCCAGUCCGGGUGCUACCUCCAGCCCAGAACCUUCAACUGGACGAGGGACCCGGCCAACUACGGCCCCUGUUCGGUGUCGCUGAAGAAGUCUGGAAGGCGCUGCUUUCCCAUGUCCAGAUUCAGGCUUACUAACCAAGGCCAGGCCAGCAGAAGGCUAGAAGCCAUAAACAGAGCCAUGGCAGGAUCCGUGCCAUCCUCUUUAACCCCAACGCAGGGCUAUUUCCUGCAACGGGAAAGAGUGGUAAGUAACCCCUGGACUGAAUGCCCCUUGCCCUCUGUGAUCAAUUCUGAGCACAGAGCAGCCAAGGCCCAGGACCUCCCCCUCUGCCCUUCCUCGGCAUCCCUGACGCAGAGCGCCACUGCACUCCUGGACAUCGGCCAGCACAGGUAAACGCAGGACGGAAGCCCAGCGCCCCACCUCUGCUGGAGAACCCCCCUCGGGUGUCCUAAGGGGCAAAGGACCUUGAACCGUUGCUCUUUCACCAAAGAAUGCCACCGAGCUCGAGUCGGAAGAGCCUUGGUCAGGACCCCGGUCUGCAUAAGGCUCCAGACGUAGGAUGCCAAGAAUUCUUCAAUCCCCCAAGAUUAUUUUCGGAUCAGAAAAGACUAAAAAGUGAAGGAAGAGGUGCCA
Molecule: messenger RNA, 2991 nt
Organism: Pipistrellus kuhlii (Kuhl's pipistrelle)
Lineage: Eukaryota; Metazoa; Chordata; Mammalia; Chiroptera; Vespertilionidae
Gene: TTLL13
Product: tubulin tyrosine ligase like 13
Exons: 15
Coding region: 280-2751 (823 amino acids)
Biological process (GO): microtubule cytoskeleton organization; protein polyglutamylation
Cellular component (GO): cilium
Molecular function (GO): tubulin-glutamic acid ligase activity; tubulin binding
Source: RefSeq, a predicted model, not a curated record